Colletotrichum truncatum is the source of this 1602-nucleotide messenger RNA. RefSeq lists its product as uncharacterized. The record is from RefSeq and is a predicted model, not a curated record. NCBI's taxonomy places the organism in Eukaryota, Fungi, Ascomycota, Sordariomycetes, Glomerellales, Glomerellaceae.
AUGAUGCUGAGUGGCACAUGUCUGCGGCUGUCCCUAGUGGUCGCCGUAUUCCUCAUCGCGGCGAUAUUUCUGGUUCCCCAGCUCCCCCACGUCGGUUAUAAUGCGCCCACCAAGAUCGGGGGCCUUGCGCCAGGGCCGACCAAGGACGCGUCCACCAACGUGGUGAGCCCUAUCAACCAAAACGACAACAUAGGCGAGGAUCAUGGUGUUGUUGCCACGCCUUCACCAGCGCCCGCCGAAUCGGCAGUAGCCGCGCCUUCACAUUCCGCGCCGCCAGCCCCAGCCAGCGACGCGAAACCACCCUUAGCGAAGAAGGUAUCGAGGCUUGAAGCCGGCCAAAAGCUGUCGCCUUUCCACCUGACCUCCCCCUCCGGCCGCUACGAGCUCCGUCUUCUCGAUAGCGGAUCUCUCUCUCUUGUCGAUACCAAGACCGAAGUAGAGCUAUUCACCUCCGACACCGAAUACUAUUGGCCCGUCACAUGGCAGGUCGAGCUCACGCAGGAGGGUGUGCUGAUGCUCUCCUGGGCCAACGAGACUGCAGCACCCUACGGCGCUACGCCGUGGAUAUCGAAUCUCCUUCCCGACUGCGAUUCGGUCGAUCCCGGCGACGAGAAGCCAGUGCUCGAGCUCUUGGACAGUGGCAAGCUACACAUUCGCGCGGGCAGUAAGACGACAUGCACACUUCAUCGCGCCGCCGACGACAAGGGUCGCCUGGCGAUUGUAUAUACCGGUUUCCUGCGAACUUAUCUGAAAACCUGCAAGGACCAGAAUGAGAAGCUGGUCAAGACGUGGACUGGCACCGGUGGCGUUGAUAUCCACGUCUUUACGUAUUUGGAGGAUGUCAAUCACGACUCAGGCGACGGUGUUGAUAAAGAAAGCAUCACAAAACAUCUUAAGUCUUGCUUCGGAGACGCCCUCAAGACCGUCGAGAUCAUGAAACUAGACGACGUCAAGGAGAAGGCGGUAAACCCUCCCGAGGUACUGGUUAAGGUGUGUGGAGAGGAGAAGUUGAACCACCAGCUUAGCCAGUGGAAAGCCCUCUACCUCGCCGGCCAACAGGUGCAGCGUUACAUGGUCGAGCAGGGCAUUUCAUACGACUAUAUCUACAAGGGACGCCUAGAUCUGCAAUUCUGGGGUGACUCGCCCGCGCUAUCGUCCCUCAAAGUGCCUGAGAACGGCAUCCUGGCCCCCCGCGUCGCACUGGAUUGGACAUGGUACGCGAUGCUGCACGACGGUGAACUGCGUGCGGGUGUCACUGACAUCACGGCUUUCGGACGUCCCAACGCCAUGUUCACCUAUCUGGCUCUGUAUCGCGAGUUCAUCCACCUCCGGGCGCUGGAGAAGGAGAGCGCCAAGUGGAAGGGGUUCAACACCAAGACAAGAGCCAAAACGGCUGACGGUCACGACAAUGAGGCAUGUACGCCGGAGGGUAUUCUGGCUUACUGGCUUCGGAUCAAUGGGAUUACCGUAAAGACUGAAUGGCGGUUCCAGAUGGGGUUGCUGCGCGGAAACGGGCAGUUGAUCUUCACUUGUCCCGAAGGUAGAGGUUGGCUUUGUCCCAAUUUCAUCCCGCAGGUUCAUGAUGAUGGGACACUGUUCUAG